Hyposmocoma kahamanoa is the source of this 1863-nucleotide messenger RNA. RefSeq names its product glutamate receptor 3-like. Gene Ontology annotation, molecular function: ligand-gated monoatomic ion channel activity. The transcript has 11 exons. The record is from RefSeq and is a predicted model, not a curated record. Gene Ontology annotation, cellular component: membrane. NCBI's taxonomy places the organism in Eukaryota, Metazoa, Arthropoda, Insecta, Lepidoptera, Cosmopterigidae.
AUGCCAUUGGGGCUGCAACGAUUUUGCAGCGCAUCAGAUGAAAGUAAAUCUCUAGUGAAGAUCCUAUCUGGAGUAAACAUUAAUGUUGCGCAUUCCGUACAGAGAAAUAGAAACGAAUAUUAUCUGCAGCAUAUUACAUUUGUCGGCGAUCUGUCUUGCACCGGAAUUGAAACUCAUUUGGUGCAGGCCAGUGAGGAAGGAUACUUUCAGGCACCAUAUCGCUGGCUUUUGCUGAAUGGUGACCAAGACAGUGUACUGCAAUUGGAUGCCCUGGUGGAUAGUGACGUGGUAAUUGCGAGGAAGGCUGGCGAAAUGGACUAUUUGUUUGUUGAAGCUUACAAAAUAUCCCCGAAAUCCGAAGCUAUAUACUACAACAGAGCAAUGUGGCGUCCAAGAACCAAUUCAAACAAUUAUAUAGCGAACAUAUCGAAAACUGAGAAUGGUAAUUUAAUCGCGAAUGAAAAUAAAGAACAAGAUACGGUUAAAGGUGUUAUUAAAGCAAACAAUCUAAUAAUAAGCAAAUAUGGAACAGUAGAAGAUUAUAGAGACAGUAAAGUACUGUCUUCUAGACGAUUGGAUUUGAGAGGUCACACACUAACUAUGGCCAACGUUAUAACCGAUACUAAUGAAACUAGGAAGCAUUUGGAUGAUAGGCUGAAUCUCCACCAGGACUCUGUGACGAAGAUCUCGUAUAUGGCGGUGAAGAUUUGCUUCGAAAUACUGAACAGCACAGCGAAGGCCAUAUUCACCAACUCGUGGGGAUACAAAGGCAAAGAUGGCAAUUGGACAGGGGUUGCUAAUCUUUUGAUGACGAAGGAGGCUGAUCUCGGAACCAUAUCGUUAUUUACAAAGGAACGUACGGAAAUAUAUGAUUACAUAGCCAUGGUUGGCACUACGGCCAUUCGCUUUGUAUUCAGAGAACCACCUCUAACAUACCAGAGUAAUAUAUUUACAUUACCAUUCACUGGAGCGGUGUGGUUAGCGGUUUUCAUUUGCACGCUUGCCUGUGCUGUGUUUUUGUACAUCACUUCGAAAUGGGAAGCUUCUGUGAGCAUGAACCCGCAGCAAUUGGACGGAUCUUGGGCAGACGUCCUAAUUCUCAUAAUUGGCGCUGUGCUGCAACAGGGCUGUACCUUGGAGCCUCGAUUCGCAGCGGGACGUUGUGUGACUCUUCUGCUCUUCGUGGCAUUGACGAUUCUAUUCGCGGCUUACUCGGCUAACAUUGUGGUCCUCCUCCGAGCGCCAAGUUCCUCAGUAAGGAGCUUACAGGACCUUCUGGACUCACCUCUCAAGUUUGGAGCCAGUGACUUUGAGUAUAAUCGAUACUAUUUUAAGAAACUGAAUGAUCCGAUCAGAAAGGCAAUCUACGACAAGAAGAUCGCACCUAAAGGACAGAAACCGAAUUUCUUAAGCAUGAAGGAGGGGGUUGAACUCAUAAGACGGGGCCUAUUCGCGUUUCAUAUGGAAACAAAUCCUGGCUACAGGCUGAUCCAAGAGACGUACCAGGAGGACGAGAAGUGUGACCUGGUCGAAAUCGACUACAUCAAUUUAAUUGAUCCAUGGUUACCAGGACAGAAACGAUCUCCGUUUAAAAAUUUGUUUAAAAUCAACUUCGUAAAAAUCCGCGAAACAGGUCUUCAGGCUGCCAUUAAAGGCCGUAUGCUCGUAUCGCGUCCUCGGUGCUUGGGCUCUGUAUCCAAGUUCAGCUCGGUUGGCAUCAUCGACAUGUAUCCUGCAAUGUUGGCCACCUUAUACGGCAUGGUGAUGGCUCCGGCUGUCCUGAUCCUGGAGAUACUUUAUAAGCGACUGUAAGUUAUUAAACCACGCUACUUUUGUGUGAUUGUCUGUAUUAUCAGUAAAUGA